This is a messenger RNA of Heterostelium album PN500, 792 nucleotides long. RefSeq lists its product as uncharacterized. The record is from RefSeq and is a predicted model, not a curated record. Gene Ontology annotation, molecular function: protein binding. The transcript has a single exon. Lineage: Eukaryota; Evosea; Eumycetozoa; Acytosteliales; Acytosteliaceae. The coding region runs from base 1 to 792 and encodes 263 amino acids.
AUGAUCGUUUAUCAUAAUGGAUCAGAGACAAAGUUUUUUGAUUUGAAAACUCAAACAAUUAUCAAGCCAAACAGUUUGAAAGAUAUAAAGCAGUCUCAUAUGGUUCAAGCUGGAGAUGAUAUCUUCUUCUUUGGUGCUGGUACUGAAUAUAUUAAAUAUUCAAUCUCACAGAAAAAGACAACUAAAUUCAACUCUUGUGUUUACCAAAGGGGCACAAUGUACUCAGCAUGUUAUUACAAAGAGAAAAACCGGAUUUAUAUUUUGCACAGAUACACCGACCACUAUAGCAAAAGUUCACAAAUCGAAAUCAUCGAUCCCAUCAAUCUAAGUGUCCAAGUCAAAACAGUAUCAAUCUCACAUAUUACAAAUCCGCAAAUUCUUGCAAGUAAUGGUUUGGUGUAUAUCGUUGACACAUCCUAUAUUCACACGAUGUCGGAUAACUGCCAAAUUACGUCUACCAUUGGUUUAUACAAUUUCCAAAUGAAGCUGUGUGCAAUUGGAGAUGGCCAUAUUUAUAUAUUCACCACCCAAAGCACCAUUGAAAGAUUUGAUCUGGAAUCCAAAAGCUUCACGACUGUGCCUGAUAUUAAUCAAUUGUUUAGAUAUCCGAACAACAGCACAAUCUCAAAAAUUGUAUAUGUUCCUUCAAGUGGUGUAUCUUCGAGCAAAUUGUAUUGUUUCUCCGCCAGCAGUACAACUGUCAAAGUUUAUGACCUAAUAACAUAUAUGUUCACUGAUGUGGUUAUCGAAGUUUCUAAUCAUGCAGUUUUUAUUAAAAGAAAUAAAGAUUAA